Molecule: messenger RNA, 3658 nt
Organism: Paramisgurnus dabryanus
Lineage: Eukaryota; Metazoa; Chordata; Actinopteri; Cypriniformes; Cobitidae
Source: RefSeq, a predicted model, not a curated record
CAUUGGCCACUCGCCCCCUCUCUCUCCUUUUCCACGCUGCUUUCGCGACGCGGAGCCACAAAGCUGUCGGCGCACGGCAGUGGCACCUCGCCGCUUCAGGGUGAAGAUGUUCGGCAGUCUGUGCGCUCGUAAGUCGGCUCGCAGAUCUCGGUCCGCGUUAAUAGCCGCACUGACAGUGCUGCUGGUCCAAACACUCAUCGUGUGGAACUUCAGCAACCUGGACACGGGUGAAGACAGAAAAGACAACGCCAGAGAGAAGAGGGACCAUAUCGGCAUCAACAAAGCCUACAGCAGCGAGUACCCAAAGAGCGGCUCCCAGAGGAAACAUCACCAGCCGCCGCUGGGUAAAGCGUCCAACCGACAUAAACAGCAACCGGACGGCUAUUACUCGCACCGACCCAAGGAGAAAGUCCGCGUUGACAGCAACAACGAGAAUUCCGUUCCUAAAGACUUUGAAAACAUAGACAACAGCAAUUUCGGGGCACGUUCCCAGACGCAGAGACACGUGCCCGGCAAGCACAAACAAAACCUGCUCGAGAAAGCCCAUGCCCAGCAAAAUAAGAACUCCAAUGAGGUUAUUCAGUAUGCACAAAACAAGGGGAGCUACAAUCAGACACGAACAGAUUUGCAUCGGAGAGCCAAAACCACCCUCAGCCCGCAACAAUCCCAGCAGCACCGGCACCACCUGCAGCAGGCCAAGAAAUCAGCCCCGCCCACCGCGGACAUCAAGUACGACCAGCCGCCCAAAUGCGAGAUCAGCGGCAAAGAGGCGAUCUCCGCCCUUUCUCGUGCCAAGACCAAGGAGUGCCGGCAACAGAUAGCUGAGGUUUAUUGUCGCCACAAAGAACGGCAACUCAUGCCUGAGAAGGUCACCCGUUAUUGCCCCAUAGAGGGCAAGGUGAAUAUGAAUGUGCAAUGGGAGGAGGACUCUAUGGAAACCAUUCCUGCGGUUCCGGUGCGGAUAGCCUUCAUGUUAGUCGUCCAUGGACGAUCUUCUCGCCAAGUACAGCGGCUUUUCAAGGCCAUAUACCACACGUCCCAUUUCUAUUACAUCCAUGUGGACCAGAGAUCUAACUACCUGCAUAGGCAGAUGGUGGCUCUGGCUGACCAGUACCCAAACGUCCGGGUCACGUCAUGGCGCAUGUCUACGAUAUGGGGCGGUGCCAGCCUUCUCACCAUGUACCUGCAGAGCAUGAAAGACCUGUUGGCCAUGCGGGAUUGGUCCUGGGAUUUUUUCAUCAACCUCAGUGCUGCCGAUUACCCAAUCAGGACCAAUGAUCAACUGGUGGCCUUCCUGUCCAAAUACAGAGAUAUGAAUUUCAUCAAGUCUCACGGGAGAGAUAACGCUCGAUUCAUCAGGAAACAGGGUUUGGAUCGGCUUUUCUUUGAGUGUGACACCCAUAUGUGGCGGCUUGGAGACAGGAAAAUUCCAGAAGGCAUUUCUGUGGAUGGAGGCUCUGACUGGUUUCUCCUCAAUCGGAUGUUUGUGGAGUACGUCAUCAACUCUCAAGAUGAUCUGGUGACGAACAUGAAGCGUUUCUACGCGUACACACUCUUACCUGCGGAGUCAUUUUUCCACACGGUUCUGGAAAACAGUCCGCAUUGCGAGAGCAUGGUGGACAACAACCUCCGCAUCACCAACUGGAAUCGUAAGCUGGGCUGCAAAUGUCAAUACAAGCACAUCGUGGACUGGUGCGGCUGCUCUCCUAACGACUUCAAGCCAUCCGAUCUUUCUCGUUUCCAGCAAACCACCAGGCCCACAUUCUUUGCGCGGAAGUUUGAAGCCAGCGUGAAUCAAGAGAUCGUGAACCUGCUGGAUGUCUUCCUGUACGGGAGUUUGCCCCAGGGCACACCGGGUCUCAAAGCCUACUGGGAAAAUGUUUUUGAUGAAGAGGAUGGUAUUCACAGCCUGUCUGAUGCGCAGCUCACGCACUACCACGCGUUCGCCCGAUUGGGCCUGGCUCGAAAUGACAACUCAUUACAGGGAGACCCCAGUGACAACAGCUGCAGGUAUUUCGCUAUGGGGCAUCCCGUCUCUGUCCACAUCUACUUCCUGUCUGAUGAAUUCCAUGGAUACCUGGUCAGACAUCAUGCCACCAACCUGGCAACCAGCAAACUCGAAACCCUGGAGACAUGGGUCAUGCCCAAGCAGUUCUUCAAGUUUACCAAUCCACCCAAUACUUUUAACCGACUACAGUUUGCAGAGAUCGGAACAGACUGGGAUGCCAAAGAAAGGAUUUUCCGGAACUUUGGGAACCUGAUGGGUCCCAUGGACGAGCCUGUGGGAAUGCAGAAGUGGGGAAAAGGGUCAAAUGUCACCGUGACCGUGGUGUGGAUUGACCCCACUAACGUCAUUGCUGCUACCUACGAUAUCCUGAUCGACUCCAGCGCUGAAUUCACUCAUUACAGGCCUCCACUGAACCUCCCCCUGCGGCCGGGCAUGUGGACCGUACGGGUGCUUCAUCACUGGAGCCCUGUGGCUGAAACCCGCUUUCUGAUCACUCCCCUUACUCACCACAAACACCUGCCAAUGCGUCAAGAGGACACUUUGAGAAUGCACAACGGGCCACCCAAGAACAGUUACAUGGAGCAGAGUUUCCAUGGCCUCAACCCCAUUCUUAAUAUUCCAGUCCAUCUGGGCCAGGUAGAGGCAGCAGAGCUCAACGCCGGGCUUACGGGGUUUGAGCUGGAACGCUGGGUGGACAGUCUGGUGGGUCAGGUGUGGUCUGCUGUGGACGUGUGUUCAAUAGGCCCCAGUGGCUGUCCAGUUAUGCAGACAUGCAGAGAAACGGCAUGGAGCUCUCUCAGCCCGGACCCAAAGUCCCAACUGGGCCCCCCCAGAGCCAACGGGCGAAUCAGGUAGCAGCAUUCGCAGCCCUGAGGACUGGCAGACUUUUUUAGGUCGUUUUUUAUUUAUUUUCCAGCGUCGCUCAUUGUCUGCUCUCAAAUGCAAAAUACACAAAAAAGUGGAUGCUGGGAAGUUCAUUUUAAAGAUUUUUAAAUGCGUGCCCGGCUGGUUAUUUUAAACUCUCGAGUGCUCUAGUGAUGUGAGUGCUGUAAAUCUUCUUUCUACUUUAUUUAUUUUAAAUACUGUGAUUGAAUUUUUGUUAACUGGACGCAGCAGAUGUAACUGCUGAAUGCUGGAAUGCAAUUUUAAGCACAGAAUGGACUUGAAGACUGGUUGUAAGACCAAAAGAGAUGUUUGUACGCUAAAGCCUCUAUAUUUAACACAUUUAAUUGGUAGGAUCAGUGUUUUUCAACUUAUACUUUAUUAAAAUAAUUUUUAUGAUCAUACAGUGGCCCCAAAUAUAAGAUGCAUUUUAAUAUGUGUGUACACUAUACACUGUGAAAAGUGAAAGCUGUUUACUGAAAGGCGGGGUGCAGGAUUUUUGAGAACACUUUGGAAAAGGGAGUCGGGCCGAGUACCAAAACACACUUGUAGCCAAUCAGCAGUAAGGGGUGUGUCUACUAACCAACAUCGUUGCCUGGGUUGCGUAUGUGUGGGGCGGGUCUAUCAAAAGAAGGUCCAGAUUCUAUUGGGGUAAGGGUGUGUUUGUUUAGGUGAUAUCAAAUGUCAACAUUGGCUUUCAGAGAUCAUGCAUCUGCCUUUAAUAAACUUACUUCUAUUGGAACAACUUAAAAAAAUUUGUAUAAACUU